AUGUCAUCAGAGCUUGAAUUAUUAAGACAGCAAGUUACCAACCUCAAGAUUGAAAAUACCAAGUUAAAACAGAUCAUAGAAGAAAUUGCUAAUCUUAGGAUCGAAAAUACAAAACUAAAACAAAUAAUAAAACAAAAUCGAACUACUAAUAUUGCUUCACAGUCUCCAGUUUCUUCGGUCUUAUCAGUAACUCCACAAAUGCCUACUCUAUCAAUUAAUAGCCACAAUAACACUGACUCUGUAAAUCUAGAGCAAACGCAAAGUACUAUUAUUGCGAAUGCAAUGGAGCUACACUCCUCUCACGAAGUUAAUUCUAAUGUCUCUGAACGGAUAGUCUCACGUAAUGAGAAAUCUAACACAUCUAAUUCUGAUAUACACCAGGAAUCGGAGACCUCCACAUCUCCUAUCCCUGCAAAAACUAUAUCAUCGGAAGAGAAAGAGGUUGUUGAUUUUCUGGAUUUAAAAGAAAAAGAAAGAAUCAGUAAUUUGAUGAGAGCAAGAAAUCGAGAAAAAAAGCUAUUACAAAAUAAUAAAAUAUCACAUAACCAAGAUUUAUCUUCGGAUAAUAAUUCAUCAGAACAAUCCAAUUCAUCAUGUAUCAUAAAAACUGUUACAGUGGAAACUGAGGAUUCUAUUGUUGCAAGAAAUAAUGAACUUACAUCUUCUGAAAUAAAAAUUUCAUACAAUCAAAAAGUAGAACAGGGUUUAAUAAGUAAAUUACUUGAAUUUAUUGCUGAAGGCAGUCACAAAGUGGCUAGGAGCAACGACACCAUGAUCCCACAAAAUUUGUAUUCUAUAUCUGGAAAACAAAUUUUUAACUUAUUUAAGAAAAAUAUGACAUAUGUGGGUGAUUUAACUAUAGGUACCACACCUUAUCUAGCACAUUUAUUCAAUAAGGCCGAAAAAACUAGUAGGAAGGAAAAAAUACAAUGGUAUUACUAUAGUGAGGAAUACGAAAAAAAGGUCAAAACUAUUAGUUUGGAAAACAAUAUUAGCGAUCAAAUGGCAAGAACACAAAUUUACGAUGAGAUGUCUGAAAAAAUAUUAACACCCGAAUUUCUGGAAUGGCAAGCUGAAUUAAUUGAUGUUUUAAUGGAUAAAAUUUGUUCCAAAUUAUAUAAAAGAUAUAAAAAUGAAACUGGUCUCGAUCCUUGGAUGGAUUCCAAACUCUCUGAAUCUUUUGAAAAAAAGACUUUAUUUGUACUGCAG
This is a messenger RNA of Diversispora eburnea, 1209 nucleotides long. The record is from the annotation of a GenBank genome assembly. Lineage: Eukaryota; Fungi; Glomeromycota; Glomeromycetes; Diversisporales; Diversisporaceae.